Molecule: messenger RNA, 1497 nt
Organism: Manis pentadactyla (Chinese pangolin)
Lineage: Eukaryota; Metazoa; Chordata; Mammalia; Pholidota; Manidae
Gene: COMT
Product: catechol-O-methyltransferase
Exons: 5
Coding region: 144-959 (271 amino acids)
Biological process (GO): catecholamine catabolic process; developmental process; dopamine metabolic process
Cellular component (GO): axon; membrane; dendrite
Molecular function (GO): magnesium ion binding; catechol O-methyltransferase activity
Source: RefSeq, a predicted model, not a curated record
CCGGGGCUCCGCAGCGCCGCCGCCAUCGCCGCCGCCGCCGCCGCCGCCCGCGCCGCGCGGGGCCUCUGCGCACCGGGGCCUCUGCGCACCGGGGCUGCCCGCGGCGCUGCCUGCGCGGGCCCGGGGCGCCCCGCGGGGCCGAGAUGCUGGGGGCCCCGCUGCUGCUGCUGGGCACCUCCUUGCUGGGCCUGGGACUGUUGGCUCUGCUGCUCAGCCUGCGACGCCAUGGCUGGCUCGUCAUCACCUGGAGUGAGUUUGUGUGGCAGCCCAUCUACAACCUGCUCACGGGCAGCAGCAAGGAGCAGCGCAUCCUCCACCACGUUCUGCAGCACGCGGUGGCAGGGGACCCACAGAGCGUGCUGGCGGCCAUCGACGCCUACUGCUACCAGAAGGAAUGGGCCAUGAACGUGGGCGACAAGAAAGGCCAGAUUAUGGACACAGUGGUGCAAGAGCAGUGCCCCUCCGUGGUGCUGGAGCUGGGGGCCUACUGUGGCUAUUCAGCCGUGCGUAUGGCCCGCCUGCUGCCCCCUGGCGCCCACCUGCUUACCGUCGAGCUCAACCCCGACUAUGCUGCCAUCACCCAGCAGAUGCUGCACUUCGCAGGCCUGCAAGAGAGGGUAACCGUCAUUGUUGGGGCAUCCCAGGACGUCAUCCCCCAGCUAAAGAAGAAGUACGACAUAGACACGCUAGACAUGGUCUUCCUUGACCACUGGAAGGACUGCUAUCUGCCGGACACGCUUCUCCUGGAGGAAUGUGGCCUGUUACGCAAGGGGACAGUGUUGCUGGCUGACAACGUCAUCUUCCCAGGAGCCCCGGAAUUCCUGGCACACGUGCGAGCGAGCAGCCACUUCGAGUGCACGAGCUUCACCUCGUCCUUGGAGUACUCACAGGUGGUGGACGGCCUGGAGAAGGCUGUCUAUGUGGGCCCAGGCAGGCCCUCGCCCAGCGUGAGCAGCUAGGGGGAAUGGGGUGUGCUCCUGCUAACCCCACUUUGGCAGCUCUGGGCCUCUCCUUAACGCAGCCCACUGGAGGCCUGUGGGGCCAACGCCUGCCGACACUGCUCCUCUGCACAGCAGCUCAGGUGGGACCGGCUCACUGUGCAAAAUCACUGCAGUGAGCCUGGAACAUACAUGUCCAUAAGUCAGGGCAGAUGGUACCCAUGCCAGUCAUUGACCCCAACAGAUCCCAAUAGGCUUUCUUAGGUGGGCAGGUUCUUGGACAUCGACAUGUUAGUAGACGCUGGAAAUGUGAGUAGCUGGGAACACCUGCAAGUUGUCGGAUGGUGCACACAGUCUGUCCUCAAGGUCUGGUGUCACCAGGUGGCGGCAGCGCCGAACGUGGCACUGUUACCAGCUCAUGCCACACUCCUGAUUCCUGAGUUCUUCCACCCUUUUUAAAGAAUGAAAUGCUGCUUUACUAAAAUCAGCUGUUAACCUUAUAUAUGAGUAUCACCUUUAAAAGAUACUAAAAUAAAAAUUAAAGGUCUAUUUAGAUUCA